This is a messenger RNA of Pneumocystis carinii B80, 743 nucleotides long. RefSeq lists its product as hypothetical. The coding region runs from base 1 to 450 and encodes 149 amino acids. Lineage: Eukaryota; Fungi; Ascomycota; Pneumocystomycetes; Pneumocystales; Pneumocystaceae. Gene Ontology annotation, biological process: RNA splicing. The transcript has 7 exons. Gene Ontology annotation, cellular component: exon-exon junction complex; nucleus. The record is from RefSeq and is a predicted model, not a curated record.
AUGGUAGCAGAUAAAGAGCCAUUUUACUUAAGAUAUUAUUCAGGACAUACAGGACGAUUUGGCCAUGAGUUUUUAGAGUUUGAUUUUCGUGCUGAUGGGACAUCACGUUAUGCAAACAACUCGAAUUAUAGAAAUGAUUCAUUAAUUCGUAAAGAAAUGUGUGUGAGCCAAUCUGUUAUAUCAGAGCUCAAAAGGAUUGUUAGGGAGAGUGAAAUUAUGAAAGAAAAUGAUUCAAAAUGGCCGAAAAAAGAUAAAGAUGGAAGGCAAGAACUUGAGAUACGUCUAGGAAAUAACCAUAUAUCGUUUGAAACAGCAAAGAUUGGAUCAUUAGUAGAUGUACAAGAAAGCGAAGAUCCCGAAGGAUUGCGUGUAUUUUACUAUCUUGUACAGGAUCUUAAAGCGCUAAGUUUUAGUUUGAUUUCUCUGCAUUUUAAAAUAAGACCUAUAUAAAGGCAUGUUUAUAAAUUUUUUUGAAUGCAAUCUUUUUUAGAGAAUAACUUUGUCAAACAGUAUAUGUAUAUUAUUAUAUAAAAGAUUACUUAUUUAUAAUAAAAAGUAUUAUUUAAAAAAUUAGUUUAGGGCAAUGUUAAGAAGUUUUUGUAGAAUUAAUAUCCAAAUGAAAAAUAUAAAGGAAUUAUUAAUGAAAUAUUGUAAAUAUUCUAACUAAAUCCUUGAUGUUAAAGAAGAAUAAAGAAAGCUUAAAAGAAGAUAAGAUAGAGCCUUUAGAUGGUGAAAUAUAUGAG